AUGUCAGAGCCAAGCACAGACAUUCAUGGGCUCUCAAUAAUAUCCUGCGUUGAAUGCAGAAGUAGAAAGGUCAGAUGUAGCCGUCACUUACCUCAAUGUAAUGCCUGCACAAAAAGGCACCGGAGUUGUAUAUACCCCUCAACACAAAGGAAAACAAGCACGAAACUUGUAAGAAAGCACAAAGGAGAAAACACUAGGUUUUACGGAUUUAGCUCAGUGAAUAAGGCACUUUUUGAAGUCGGAAUGCCGUUUUGCAAUGUAGAUUAUGAGUUGGAAACAAAGCAUACGCCCGAAAAAUUGAAAAGAAUUAUUGAGUCACCCAUGUAUAAAAAGUAUCUGGAUGAUCCAAAGAACAUAUUAUUGGCAAUUGAAACCAUGAAAUCUAGUAUUUCGUAUUCUUUAUUUGGGGAGCUCGUGGAUUUAGAUGAAUUAAAAAUGACGCUGGCCUCUCAUCACAUUGUAGACUUACAAACACUGAGUCUUUGUUACGCUAUAGUUAUCAUUUCUGAGAGAUUCCUAAAUUUGAUUCCCGAUAUUGAUGAGAUUUUGCAAGAAUUAAAUGAGUUAAUUGAUGAAACACCCGAUUGCCCUCAAAAGGUUUCUUCUUUAAUUCUCUUAGCAGAUUAUUAUCAUUUCAAUUUUAAAAUAGAGUCGGCAUGGAGAUGCACAUUUAUGGCUACUUCUAUUGCCUAUGCUUUAGGACUUCAUGUGAAAUCGUCGAAGGUGUGGUCGAUGUUAGUUCUGCACGAUGCUCUUCUCUGUGCCGUGUUAAGCCGACCAUCUUCAAUAAAGCACGUUGACCCAAAACUUUUGUGUCGUGUUUCAAAUAAUUGGGGUGAAAUAGCACUUUUGUUACGAGAAUGCAAUGAGGUUUCCUUGACCCUUCAAUCGAGCAGAUCCAUUGAGAGGGUUAUCUCAUUGGAUAUAAGAUGUGAUGAACUAAUACAAUCUACUAGGAAAAGUGUGAGAAAGGCUAUAUUAGGAGAGGAUGUGAAUGAAGCAUUUCUUGGAAAUCUGAAACUAUGCAUUUUAACUGCUAAUAGAAUCAAACUUCUCUUUCCUAUUUAUCACAAGUAUAAGGCAUUGAAAGCACAACUAGAUGAGAAUUGCAGUGAGCUGGCAAAUGCAUUAAAAGGUACACUUGAGCUGCUAAGUUGGAGUGGUUCUGCUACGAAGGAAAAUCCUUAUUCUUUGAGAUCACAUUGUUUUUUUGCAUAUUGCAGUGUGUUCCAAGGGUUUCUAUUUCAUUUUCUUUUUGCCUCAACAGAUGUUGCCGACGACUCUUCUAAAACUGGAAAAGGUUAUUUGAACUCCGAUGCAGACAUUAAAGAUCGUCCCGAUAUACCACAAUCUCUGUUAAGUGUAUCAAACCUGUUACUCAAGUAUGACUCGUUGGCGGGGAGUAUAAAUUUCUGUGUCUAUAUGUGUGAUGUGUUUGAUUCCUUCCGAGCCUUACUAAAUCAAAGACGAAAGCAGAAACAACAGAGUCGUGGACAUAAGUUAGCCGCCGAUGGAUCCUCAGAGUGCUCAGAAAAUACCACUCCUAUAUCAUCCAAUAGCAGGGAAAAUGAAAAAGUUGCAGCCAUACUGCCCAUAAUGUCCGAAGAAUUGCCCGAUUGGCUAACAACAUGCUUUUCUGAAGGGCUAUUCGAGUAA
Lachancea fermentati is the source of this 1656-nucleotide messenger RNA. The record is from the annotation of a GenBank genome assembly. NCBI's taxonomy places the organism in Eukaryota, Fungi, Ascomycota, Saccharomycetes, Saccharomycetales, Saccharomycetaceae.